AUGCCCAGGAUAUUCUCGGGGCGGCCUGCUAGGGGCACACGAGGUCGGAGGGCUGACGAUCAUGACGGAGCUGAAGAUGCGGACGACGGCCCCAAGAGCCCAGCCCCACGCUUUACAUUGGGAAUGCCUACGAUGCCUUCGCCCCGGUUCCGUAUGCCCAGCCUGGCACGGACAAGGACACGAGGGUCAUCGGACACGUCCUCACGCGCCGACUCACCGGCUGCCCGAUCGAACGAAGGCACUCCACGACAGUCACCCAACCGUACACGAACGGAGCGAUUCCCCGUCGUGGCCGAGCCAGAGGCUGCGCACGCAGACGACGACGACGACGUGGAGGGACACAUGGGCCGCACCCGAUUUCGAGGGACUGGCCCGGCCGAUCUGCACCUGGCUAAUCUGGCGAGCAGAGGCAGGCGACGACGACAUCAACAUCGACGAGGCGGCUCCGAUGCUUCGCGCAGAGAAAGACGCAGGAAUCGAGAACCACCCACGAAGUUCUUGUUCUGCUUCCCGUGGGUUGAGUCAAGACGCAUGCGGAGCCAGAUCCUGCGUUGUUUCGUGUCUGGCAUCUUCUUGACGCUGAUGCUGACCGUCUACCUCUCCCUCUCGAUAAGCAAGAACAUCAACUCGAGCGAGUUCACGAUCCUGCUGAUCCUCAUCAUCCUCUUCACGACCAUCUUCUUCUGCCACGGCCUGGUGCGCAUCUGCCUGCUCGUCGUGCGACCGAAGGGUGACGGGGACAACGCGGAGGAGGCCGAGGCCGAGGCAGUCCGCGCCGCGCAGCUGUGCGCGCCGGGCGGGUAUGCGAUCCCGCGCCGGCCGAUCCGCGUCGUGCUCGCGCGCGACGAGGAGGCCGCGGGCAUCGAGAGCGAGGCUACUAAGCUGCAGCCGCCGGCUUAUGGGCUCUGGCGGGAGAGUGUGCGAGUCGACCCAGACCGCAUCUACUGGCAGCGCAACGAGGAGCAAGAACACCAACAGCGACAGCGCCAACGCCAACGCUCCUCCUCGGGCGAGAGUGGGCGCGGCGAACCCGAUGGUGUGGUGGAUGAGGAUGAGGACCGGCCUCACACCGGUCAGCCGCGGCCGCCGUCGUACGCCUCGGAUGAUGGCGUUGAUUAUGUCGUCGAGGCCCGCCCGAGGUCUAUGGCGCCGCUGACUGAUGUGCCGUUGCCGCCGCAUCCCUCUGAGGUUGUGCCGGGACGGCCGGGUGCUUUCUAG
Anthostomella pinea is the source of this 1218-nucleotide messenger RNA. The record is from the annotation of a GenBank genome assembly. Lineage: Eukaryota; Fungi; Ascomycota; Sordariomycetes; Xylariales; Xylariaceae.